Molecule: messenger RNA, 3568 nt
Organism: Zingiber officinale
Lineage: Eukaryota; Viridiplantae; Streptophyta; Magnoliopsida; Zingiberales; Zingiberaceae
Product: pentatricopeptide repeat-containing protein At2g16880-like
Exons: 4
Coding region: 155-2539 (794 amino acids)
Molecular function (GO): protein binding
Source: RefSeq, a predicted model, not a curated record
AAUUUCCCUUGUUUCUCACUACAAACCUAUCGGUCCUUGCCCGGCUACGUCGUCGCCACCCUCGCCGCCUCCGCUUCCGACUCCUCCUCCCUCCGUUCCGCCGCGAAAUCCCCGAACCCUAAACGCGAGGACGGAGACUCAUUCUAAUCCUCCGAUGAUCCCUCCUUCGCCGGAGGAUCCCGCCGCCGAAAACCUAGUCAAGAACGUCGCUUCCGUCCUCCUCGCCUCCCAGACACCCUCCGCUCCUCCGCUCGAAGAGUCCCUCGCCCCUUUCCUGCCCCGCGUCUCCCCUCCGCUCGCGGCCUCCAUCCUUUCUACUGCGGCAUCCUCCCCGUCCUUUUCCUCCCCUGCUCCCCUUAUCGCCUUCUAUCAACUCAUCCAAAGACGUUUUACCUUUCCCCCCGACAAUUCCAACGCCGAGAAGCUUCUACCUUCCCUCGUUGCCCUCCUCCCGUCCCUCGUUCGGUUCAACAAGUUCAGCGACGUCAAGUCGCUCUUUCUCUCCUUCAUCCGCCUCGACCGCCGCCGUCUCCUCCACCUCCAACUCCUUAGUGGCCACCCGAAGCUGCCAAAGUACGUACUUGACAUCGCCGUCUCCUCCUAUGCGCAACUCCGCCAGCCUCACCUCGCCAACCAGAUUUUCCAGAUCAUGCGCCGCCUUCACCUCCGUCCCUCCCUAAUAACCUCCAAUGCUCUACUCUCCGCCUUCGUCCACUCCCCCACCGCCUCACCCUCCGUCCCGUUUUCUCUGUUCCAUGAGAUGAUUUCACUCGGCGUCUCCCCCAGUAUCAACACCUUCAACAUCCUCAUUUACGGUUUCUGCGCCCGUGCCCAAUUUACUGAUGCACACGCCCUUCUGUCCAGAAUGGUCGGGUUUGGCGUGCACCCGGACACCAUCACCUAUAACACCAUCCUCGACGGCUAUUGCAAGAGGGGCAUGUUGAAGGACGCACGAGACCUGCUCGCUGAAAUGAAAACAAAGGAUAUCCCCCAAAAUCGGUCCACCUAUAAUACCUUAAUUGCUGCCUACUGUCGCCAGGGGUGGCUAAAAGAGGCUAGGAAAGUCAUUGAGGCAAUGAAGGGGUCAAAUUUCCCCCCAGACAUUUGGACCUAUAACAUGCUUGUUGCUGGAUUGUGCUGUGAUGGCCGCAUUGACGAAGCCUUCCGUUUGAAGGAUGAGAUGGAGAGACUUCACUCACCCCCUGACGUUGUCACCUAUAAUACACUUAUCAAUGGGUGCUUCCAAUGUAGCAGGAGCUUCGAUGCAUUCCUUGUUUUUGGAGAGAUGAAGCAAAAGGGCGUGAAGCCAAGCUUGGUCACCCAUAAUAUUAUCUUCAAAGGAUUGUGCAAGGAGGGAAAGAUGCGGGAGGCUGUCGAGUCACUGAGAAAGAUGGAGGAGGAGGGAGUGAUACCAGAUCCCAUUACCUACAAUACUUUGAUUAGUGGUUACUGCAAAGCAGGCGAGGUGGGAAAAGCUUUUGAGUUGAUGAAUGAAAUGGUUGAAAGAGGUCUUAAGAUGGACACUUUCACUCUGAAUACUGUCCUUUACAAUCUCUGUAAAUUGAAGCGGUUUGAUGAGGCAUGUAAUAUGCUUCGUAGCCCACCAAAGCAGGGUUUUGUGCCUGAUGAAGUUAGCUAUGGUACCAUUAUCGAUGCCUAUUUUAAGGACGGGAAUCCUGAUGAAGCAAUGAAACUAUGGGAUGAGAUGAAUGAGAAAAAGAUUUUGCCCCAAGUCACUACAUAUAAUUCUGUUAUCAGUGGAUUGUGCAGGUCAGGUAGAACAGAGGAAGCAAUUAAGAAGUUGGAUGAGCUUACCGAGAAGGGGCUGGUGCCAGAUGAGACUACAUACAAUACUAUAAUUCAUGGAUUCUGUAAAGAGGAUGAUUUGGAGCAAGCUUUCCAGUUUCAUAAUAAGAUGGUGGAGAAAUCAUUCAAACCAAAUGUAAUUACAUGUAGCAUUCUUAUGAAUGGUUUGUGUAAUGAUGCUAAGGUUGAUAAGGCUCUUAAUUUGUUCAAGGCGUGGGUUUCAAAGGGGGAGGUAGUGGAUGUAAUUACAUAUAAUACUCUGAUAAAAGGACUUUGCAAGGAGGGUAAAGUUGACGCUGCAUUGGAACUUUUUGGUGACAUGGAGGAUAAGGGUCUGAAACCUGACGCCUAUUCCUACAGUUUAAUUCAAAGCGCACUGUCUGAGGCAGGAAGAUCAGAAGAAGUACAGAACAUGCAGUCUAAGAUGGUUGAGAUGGGAAAAUUGACUGAGCAGUUGACUUUGCCAUGGUCAUCCGAAAUCCCAACUUUAUCAGAGACAAACACAGAACAAAAGGAGUUGUCUGAUGCUUCAAAGGUGAAUUCAGAAGAUAUUAGCUCCUCCACCUACUCGGAACGCAUUAAUGAGCUAUGCAACAGUGGGGAGUUCAAAGAAGCUAAGCUUGUUCUAGAAGAGAUGACCAAGAAAGGUGUACCUGCUGAUAAUUCAGUUUAUGUCACUUUGAUGGAUGGAUUUAUUAAGCAGCAGAAGAGAAUUACCAAAUGUCCUGGAUAACCUUCUCAGCCAUAUGCUUCUCCCUGGCCUUUUCUGCUGUAGAAAAGGUGACAGCAGAAAACUCAAGUCUUGUAUCAACUUCAAUUGGCUUCAAACUUGAUCGAACACUUUAAUAAGUGUGAGGGAAUCCCCAAUAAGUUGAGGGGAUAGAUUGGAAUUCAUUUUUCUAUAGAAAUGAAAUUGAAAUCAAAGGCUCAAUUUGAAGUGGAAUUGGAUGAAGGGACGUGCUUACUAUGGUGGAGCCCUAUCAGAUUGUGUUGUUUACUAGCACAUCUAAUAGACAAUGAAGUCGGUACUUCAAGAUUAAGCUAAUGACAACAGGAAUAUGCUAGGGAAGAUGGAAGAAUGUUUAUUUGCCAUAUUAUGGAAGAUGGAAGAGACCGGUUGCUUCAUUUGGUUGAUCUCUCGUUCCACCUAUGUCUCUAUGCAACAGAUUUGCUGUUCUCUUCGUGAUCGUGCUGAACUCAACAACGUAGCCCAUUUUAACUGUUCUUUUGUGUAGUCCCUUUGCUGAGCUAAGUUGUGUUCUUCGUGGUUCAUGCUUAAGAAUGGUUUCUACAGAAUUUUGUCAAAGCUCAUCUCAGAGUAAAAAUCAACUGGCUCCAAGGAUACAAUGGUUUAGGAAUUAAGCUCCAAUUAUCCUAUCACAGUUGAGUUAUUGGCAUUUUUGACGAUAAUUGUAUUGGCUAUCAUUUUUCUUCGUAGUCAGCUUCCGGCCAAAAUAACACAGAAUGAAUGCCCAUGUUUUGAGGAUUGAAUCCGUGGGAUCCACCACCAAUGCUCCAAACCAAGUGCUAAUUUUUCAUUCCUUUCCUCCGUUAAUUGUUGUUGCCAGUUAUUAAAUUCAAUUUAAGCCUGCAAAUGAGUCUUGUUAAGUAAUUUGUGCAGUUGCACUAAAAUUAGAAAUGAAUUAAGCAUGUCAAAUGGUAGAGUACAAGUGUAUUAGAUUCUUUGUUUUUUUGAUUACUCGACGCUGGCAAUUAGUCCUUGAAGAAGAAAAAGGAAUGGCGUUAAGGACUUUUUUUUUAA